AUAUAAACACUUGUCUACAUUAUGUGUAAUUUAAAGGUUGGUUAUGGAACAUAGAGCUUCCAAGUAGAACUCUCCAACUUCAAUUCAUCCAACAAAAAACAAAAAUAACCUUAUAAAUAAUCAUAUCAACAAAGCACCAAAUAUCACCGGUUAAUUUCCUACUUCCACGUACAUCCCCUUUAAUCUUCAACUUUAAAUUCAUGCAUAUCCUUAAACUAUAGUCUUAAGUCUUUAUAUAUAUCUCCUAAUAUGUAACGUUUUUACAAAACAAGUAUUAUAGUUAUUUCAUGCAAAGAAAUGGCAAAAGCAAUAGGUAUUGAUUUAGGAACAACAUACUCUUGUGUAGGAGUAUGGCAAAAUGAUAGAGUAGAGAUCAUACCUAAUGAUCAAGGCAACCGUACCACACCGUCCUACGUCGCCUUCACGGACACCGAACGCCUCAUCGGGGACGCAGCGAAGAACCAAGUGGCGAUGAACCCCGAGAACACGGUGUUCGACGCUAAGAGGCUGAUAGGGAGGAGGUUUUCGGACCCCUCGGUGCAGUCGGAUAUGAAGUUAUGGCCGUUUAAAGUGAUACGAGGCGUGGCUGAAAAGCCGAUGAUAGUGGUGAGGUAUAAGGGGGAAGAGAAGGAGUUUGCUCCGGAAGAGAUAUCGUCUAUGGUGUUGGUUAAGAUGAAAGAGGUUGCUGAGCAGUUUCUUGGGUUGUCUAUUAAGGAUGCUGUUGUUACUGUUCCUGCUUACUUCAAUGACUCUCAACGCCAGGCAACUAAAGAUGCAGGAGCUAUAUCAGGCUUAAACGUGAUGCGUAUAAUCAACGAGCCAACAGCAGCAGCCAUAGCAUACGGCUUAGACAAGAAGGCAGCUCAAACUGGCGAGAAAAACAUCCUAAUCUUCGACCUCGGUGGUGGAACCUUCGACGUCUCGAUUCUUACAAUCGAGGAAGGUAUCUUUGAGGUCAAGGCUACGGCCGGAGACACCCAUCUAGGAGGAGAAGAUUUCGACAAUCGUCUCGUAAACCAUUUUGUCACGGAGUUUCGUAGGAAGACUAAAAAGGACAUAAGUGGUAAUGCAAGAUCUCUACGUCGUCUUCGUACUGCUUGUGAACGGGCGAAACGAGCCCUUUCCUCUACCGCACAAACUACUAUUGAGAUUGACUCGUUGUAUGAAGGGAUGGACUUUUAUGCGACCAUUACUCGGGCGAGGUUUGAAGAGUUGAACAUGGACUUGUUUAGGAAGUGUAUGGAGCCGGUUGAGAAGUGUAUUCGAGAUGCAAAGAUGGAUAAGAGUCAAAUCGAUGAGGUUGUUCUUGUAGGAGGGUCUACGAGAAUUCCUAAGGUUCAACAAUUGUUACUUGAUGUCUUUAAUGGGAAGGAGCUUUGUAAGAGCAUUAAUCCCGACGAGGCUGUGGCAUAUGGUGCGGCCGUGCAGGCGGCGAUUUUAUGUGGGGAGGGACAUGAGAAGGUGCAAGACUUGUUGUUACUAGACGUUACACCAUUGAGUUUAGGGCUCGAGACUGCUGGUGGGGUGAUGACGACUUUAAUCCCUAGGAACACCACCAUCCCUACUAAGAAGGAGCAAAUAUUUUCUACUUACUCUGAUAAUCAACCAGGAGUUUUAGUACAAGUAUUCGAAGGAGAACGAGCAAGGACAAAGGAUAAUAACUUGCUUGGAAAGUUUGAGCUUGGUGGGAUUCCUCCGGCACCUAGAGGGGUACCUCAGAUAAAUGUAACGUUUGAUAUUGAUGCUAAUGGGAUAUUGAAUGUGGCUGCUGAGGAUAAGACUGCAGGGGUGAAGAACAAGAUCACUAUAACAAAUGAUAAAGGGAGGUUGAGUAAGGAUGAUAUUGACAGGAUGGUGAAGGAAGCGGAGAGGUACAAGGCGGAAGAUGAGGAUGUGAAGAAGAGGGUGGAGGCAAAGAACUCAUUGGAGAACUACGCGUAUAAUAUGAGGAAUACGAUAAGGGAUGACAAGUUCAGAAGCAAAUUGGGGGAGGAGGAACGUGGAAAAAUCGAAAAGGCAGUAGGAGAAGUCGUGGAGUGGGUGGAGGCAAAUCAGUUGGCUGAAGUAGAAGAGUUUGAGCAUAAGCAAAAGGAGUUAGAGGGGGUGUGUAAUCCAAUCAUUUCAAGGAUGUAUCAAGAAGCUGGUGGCGUCAAUGGAGAGGCCGGUGAUGAGGACAUGGGCGGUGGUUCUAGUGAUGCACGUGCCGGGGGUGGUGGGCCUAAGAUUGAAGAGGUGGAUUAAGGUGGUGUGAUCAUCACCUGAAUCAUGCUGUGGAUUUCAGGAUAGCUCCUCUGUUUUAGUUUCCUCUGUUUUGUGUAUAUGGUGUUGUAAUGUUGUUGUUUUAAUGUUGCUUUAUUUUUUAUGUAUGAGUUAUGACUCUGAAUCCAUGACUAUGUGAAUAGAAAUAGUCAGUAAUUAAUGAAUAAAAAGGAAUUAGAUUGUGAGC
Messenger RNA from Chenopodium quinoa (quinoa), 2446 nucleotides. RefSeq names its product heat shock 70 kDa protein-like. Gene Ontology annotation, molecular function: ATP binding; ATP hydrolysis activity; ATP-dependent protein folding chaperone. Gene Ontology annotation, biological process: protein refolding; cellular response to unfolded protein. The record is from RefSeq and is a predicted model, not a curated record. The transcript is spliced from 3 exons. Gene Ontology annotation, cellular component: cytoplasm. The coding region runs from base 298 to 2241 and encodes 647 amino acids. NCBI's taxonomy places the organism in Eukaryota, Viridiplantae, Streptophyta, Magnoliopsida, Caryophyllales, Amaranthaceae.